AAAAUACAGCCAGAGUUGCGUGAAUUAGUGAACAACUAUAAGCCGGAUAUAAUCUGGUCGGACGGUAAUGGAGGCGGAGAUCCCAAGUACUGGAAGAGUGAGGAGUUCUUGGCCUGGCUUUACACCGAUAGUCCCGUUAAGGAUACUGUUGUUGUGAAUGACAGAUGGGGGGAGGGCUCCGAUGGACAUCAUGGAGACUUCUAUAACUUUGCCGACAGUUUUAACCCGGGUGUUUUAGUGCCACACAAAUGGGAACACAUUGAUACCAUUAGUAAAGGUGCGUGGGGUUACAAACGUAAUGUCAAUCUAUGGGACUAUUUAACACCAUUGGAAAUGCUCAGACAAUUGGUCAUGGCUAUUAGUUGCGGCGGAAACAUGAUGUUCAAUAUCGGGCCCACAAAGGAGGGCACCAUUACUCCCAUUUUCGAGGAACGGUUGAGACAACUGGGAGAUUGGCUUAAUGUGAACGGAGAGGCUAUAUAUAAGAGCAAACCCUGGACUCAUCAAAACGAUACGCUAACUAAAGAUGUUUGGUAUACCCAAAAUGGCCAGGCUGUUUACGCAAUGGUAUUGUUUUGGCCCAAAACUAAUGAGGUGGAAUUGGGAUCAGUUGCACACACCUCAGUCAGUAAUGUGCAAAUGUUGGGAGUGGAGGGAAAUCUGGAGCAUAAGGCAGGUGCUGACGACCAUACAAUUGUUACCUUUCCUCACGUCGCUCCUGAAAGCCUGAAAACGAGUUUGAUUUUUGUGUCGGCAAUACUUGUGACAUAUGUAUUGAGUGCACCCAAUGCUACGAAACCCGGUGCCAGAUAUGAUCCUAAAUGGGAUUCACUGGACAAGCGUCCCAUUCCGGGCUGGUAUGACGAGGCAAAGGUCGGUAUUUUCAUACAUUGGGGCGUUUUCUCUGUGCCCUCUUAUAUGGACGAGUGGCACUGGAAGGCCUAUAAGAAAGAAGAGAUAGUUCAGGCUGUGGUAGACUUCAUGAAAGCCAAUUACCCGCCCAACUGGACGUAUCAGGACUUUGCCAAUCAAUUCACGGCUGAAUUCUUUGACCCAAACCAUUGGGCGGAUGUCUUCAAUUGGAACGCCAUGGAUGUCGGACCCAAUCGGGAUUUAGUCGGUGACGUAUCAAAGGCUGUCCGUGCGGCUGGCCUUAAGUUCGGUACUUAUCACUCGUUGUUUGAAUGGUUUAAUCCACUCUUCAGAGCUGAUGCCGACAGUGGAUUCAAGACCCAAACAUAUGUCGACACUAAAGAAAAUCCAGAAUUAUAUGAAUUAGUGAACACAUAUCAGCCGGACUUGAUUUGGUCGGAUGGGGCCGGCGGUGGAAACUCUCAGUACUGGAAAAGCGAGGCAUUCCUCGCCUGGCUUUACAACGAUAGUCCCGUUAAGGAUACGGUUGUCGUGAAUGACAGAUGGGGAUCUGAGACCGACGGUCACCAUGGUGAUUUCUACAACUACGAUGACAAUUACAACCCUGGUAAGUUGAUGCCUCAUAAGUGGGAGAAUGCGGCCACACUCAUGAAGGGCUCGUGGGGUUAUCACCGCAAUAUCGAUCUCAACGGUAUUAUGAGUCCAUUGGAAAUACUCACACAACUCGCACAGACUAUUAGUUGUGGCGGAAAUAUAUUGCUUAACGUCGGGCCCACCAAAGAGGGCACUAUUAUUCCCGUUUUGGAGGAACGGUUGCGAGGACUGGGAGAUUGGCUUAAUGUGAAUGGAGAGGCUAUAUAUAAGAGCAAACCCUGGACUCAUCAAAACGAUACGCUAACUAAAGAUGUUUGGUAUACGCAAAAUGGCCAGGCUGUUUACGCAAUGGUAUUGUUUUGGCCCAAAAAUAAUGAGGUGGAGUUGGGAUCAGUUGCACACACCUCAGUCAGUAAUGUGCAAAUGUUGGGAGUGGAGGGCAAUCUGGAGCAUAAGGCAGGUGCUGACGACCAUACAAUUGUUACCUUUCCUCACGUCGCUCCUGAAAGCCUGAAAACGUUAAAAGUACUGUACAAUAGUAAUCUAGCUCACCUAUUGGGUGCA
Messenger RNA from Oppiella nova, 2031 nucleotides. The record is from the annotation of a GenBank genome assembly. Lineage: Eukaryota; Metazoa; Arthropoda; Arachnida; Sarcoptiformes; Oppiidae.